Messenger RNA from Cydia pomonella (codling moth), 1836 nucleotides. RefSeq lists its product as uncharacterized. The transcript is spliced from 3 exons. The record is from RefSeq and is a predicted model, not a curated record. Lineage: Eukaryota; Metazoa; Arthropoda; Insecta; Lepidoptera; Tortricidae. Bases 108 to 1244 code for a protein of 378 amino acids.
UCAAAACAUAAGUGCAGUCAUUUAGUUGAGAGUGCAAACACAUCAAAGAUAACAAAAUAAACAGAUAAGUGUAUUUCAUACAGACAGUUGUUAUUUAAACGUCAGCCAUGUCGAACGCUGAGGAAAAAGGACGUGAAAUUUUUAAUAUUAUCGUUAAGGAUAAAUUUCCGGGCGCCUCUAAAGUGAAAAUUAAUCCUAUUAGCAGUGGUGGAGCUAACUACAGCUCAACUUUAUAUGAAGCGUACAUCACUACUCCUGAAGGUACUCAUGAACUAUUCGCAAAAGUCGCCUCAAUGGGUGACCUUUUCAACGAUACAAGCCAGAAAAUCUUUGACUCCGAAAAGUUCGUCUUGACAAAAAUUGCAAAUGCGUACGAAAAAUUACAAGACAACCAUGGAAUAACAGAAAGAUUUACAUUCCCAAAAAUUUACAAUCAUGAUCAUAAUGAUAUCCCAAUAAUUGUCAUGGAGAAUCUAGCUUCUAAAGGAUACGGAUGUUAUGAUAGAUUCAAGAGUAUCGAUUGGAAAUAUGCGUCAAAAUCUGUAGAAACUUUAGCCAGAUUCCAUGCUCUUUCUUUUGCUUUAAAGAAGGAGAGUCCAGAAGAGUUCAAACUGGCUGGGGAUAUAUUAAAGAUGCCCGAAACUGGUAUUACAAGUCCGCUUUGGGAAGGAAUUACUGAUGGGGCAAUGGCGGUUGUCGAUGAAGAAGAUAAAGAAAAACUCUCAAGAGUUCUAGAAGGAGUAGUGGGCUGGAGUAAACUUGAGGAUUUCGGUGAACCUCUUAAAACAUCAGUGCUUAUUCAUGGAGACUAUCGCCCUAGUAAUUUACUACAUAAAGAAGUGGGUGGUGAAUAUCAUGUUAUUCCCGUAGACUACCAAACGGUCAGGCUGGGGUGUCCGGUGGCCGAUCUCCUCUACUUCACCUUGAUAGGUUCCGACCAGCAGUUCCGACAGCGACACUACCACCAACUGGUGGACCAUUAUUACGAGAAUCUGGCUCUGAUGAUGACGAAAUACGGUCUGAAGCCGGAUGAGGAGUAUGGACGGGAGGAAUUUGAAAGUGAUUUAAAAGCGAAACUCCCAAUCGCCCUCGCUGUCGCAGCGACAGUGCUGCCAUUCGUCACAGUAGACGCAGCGGGCGCUCCGAACUUCGAGCGCGAGCAGUACGUGCCGCGCGCGAACGAACUGUUCGCCGAACGGUUCCGCGGACUGAUGCAAGACUUAAAGCAGUGGAACGUCAUAUAAAAUGGUUGUAGUCAUUCAUUUUGUAGCUGGCCACGAACGGCGAAUCCUUUGUCUAUUUUAAGUUAAACCGCACGUGCUACUAACUGCAAAAAAUAAUUCUAAUUGGCACACGAGCGUGGGCUAGUCCAACACUCAAAAAACAGUAUGAGUGCGCUCUCCGAUUACGUGUCUUUGUUACGCAUCUCGAUGACACAUUUUAGACUGGUUCUUAUAGCGUUCGACUCGCCGGCACUCCGUUACCGUAGAGGGACCACACACACAGCCUUACAAUAUUUUUUCCAUUAAUUUAUACUCGUAUUAAAUCUUAUUGCAAUCCCCAUAGAGUCGUAGUUCAAUAACCGGUUAAAGCGAACGAAACUUUUUUGCAGGUUAGUAGCACGUGCGGUUUUACUUACGAUAGACAAAGGAUUAGCCGUUCAGGGCCAGCUACAAAGCGAACGACUAUACCCUGUGUUAUUUAAAUACAAUUUGCUUAUUUAUGAAUUCAACAUAUAAUAUUGAAGUUUAUUUUUUCUGUGACUAGUAUUAAACAUAUUUGAAAUGUUACAAGAGGCAUAUGUUAGAAAUGGAAAUAAAGUACAUUUGUUAAUAA